AUGUCACGGUAUUGGCUGGCGGCUAGACGUCCUCUCUCCGUCACGUGUCGCCACUACAGUUGCUGUCGCUGUCGCUACUAUUCUUUUAGUCCUACACUACCGUUACCCAUGAGUAAGAAACAAGUCACUUUGGCAAGAUUUUUUGCCAAGAGAGAACCCAAAGACGAAGAAAAACAAUCAUCAUCACCAGUGAAAGAACAGGUACAAAUACAAGGACAACCACAACAAGAGCAAGUAAAAAUACAACCGCAAGAACAGAAGCAAAUUGUAGUGCCGCAAGAAGUGACGACAUCAACGCAAACUCCGCGUCCUACGAAAAAAUCAAAACCCGCCACCUCAUCACUACCUUAUGCUGAUCUGUGUCAGUUGUUUGAAACCAUCGAAUCUGAAUCAUCUCGUCUUACCAUCACAAAUUUAUGUACCGCUUUUUUCUCUCGUACACUACAACUUGACCCAUCUUUACUAGUGCCUGUCACUUACUUGUGUAUCAAUAAAUUGGGCCCCGACUAUUCAGGUGUAGAAUUAGGUCUUGGUGAAGGUCUUCUAUUAAAAGCCAUCGGUUCUGCAUGUGGUGUUUCUCAACAACAAUUGAAAUUACAAUAUAGAAAAUUAGGUGAUUUGGGUCAGCUUGCCAUGUCUACUAGAGUAUUGCAACCAACCAUCACCAUGUUUAAAUUAGAACCAUUAACCAUUACAAAAGUAUUCGAUACCUUAGCAAAAAUUGCUGCUUCUCAAGGUAAAGACUCUCAAAAUCAAAAAAUUAAUAUGAUUAAACGUUUACUUACCUCAUGUCAAGGUGUAGAGGCCAAAUUCUUGAUCCGUUCAUUAGAAUCCAAAUUAAGAAUCGGGUUGGCUGAGAAAACUGUCUUGACUUCACUAGCGAGAGCUCUUGUCAUUCAUGAAAAGGGAAACGACAAUAUACAAGACGAUGACUAUUCUAAUGCAGAACAAAUCAUCAAGGAUUCAUUUUGUCAAAUCCCCAAUUAUGAAAUUAUCAUCACCACUUCAUUACAAUACGGUGUUUCACAAUUAGCUUCACAUAUAAAAUUAACUCCAGGGAUCCCAUUGAAACCAAUGUUGGCAAAGCCUACAAAAUCCAUCUCCGAAGUAUUGGAUACAUUCCAAAAUAUCCAAUUCACUUCAGAAUAUAAGUAUGACGGUGAAAGAGCUCAAGUGCAUUUGUUACCUGAUGGCUCCAUGCGUAUCUAUUCCAGAAACGGUGAAGAUAUGACUCAAAGGUAUCCAGAAUUAAAUAUCCAAGAUUAUCUGGUAGACUCUACUACCACAACUCAAUUAAUUUUGGAUUGUGAAGCUGUCGCAUGGGAUGUCGAAUUACAAAAAAUCUUACCUUUCCAAGUAUUAAGUACACGUAAGAGGAAAAGUGUGGAUUUGAAAGACAUUAAAGUUAGAGUAUGUUUAUUUGCCUUUGAUAUAUUGCGUCAUAACAAUGAUUCAUUAAUUAACAACACUUUAAGAGAAAGACGUGACAUUUUACAUUCAAUUACAAAACCAUGCCCUGGUCAAUUCCAAUUCGCUACAGAACUAACUACAUCAAACUUGGAUGAAUUACAAACGUUCCUGGAUAAAGCUAUCAAGGAUUCUUGUGAAGGUCUUAUGGUCAAAUCCUUGGACGGUACAGAUUCUCAUUAUGAGCCAAGUAAGAGAUCAAGAAACUGGCUGAAAUUGAAAAAAGAUUAUUUACAAGGUAUGGGGGACUCGCUAGAUUUAUGUGUAUUGGGUGCCUACUACGGUCGUGGGAAGAGAACAGGGACAUACGGUGGUUUCUUACUCGCGUGUUAUAAUCAAGAUACUGAAGAAUUCGAAACUUGUUGUAAGAUCGGUACAGGGUUUUCCGACGAAAUGUUGCAGACUCUUUACAAUGGUUUGAAAGAGACAGCUAUCGAGUCCCCAAGAGCUAAUUUUGUUUUUGAUUCUUCAGCGGAACCUGAUGUUUGGUUCAAUCCAACAAUGGUCUUUGAAGUGUUGACUGCAGAUUUAUCUUUGUCCCCUAUUUAUAAAGCAGGGUCCACAGUUUAUGGCAAGGGGAUUUCUCUAAGAUUUCCACGUUUUAUAAGAAUUAGAACUGAUAAAUCAGUAAACGAUGCGACUUCUUCCGAACAAGUUAUUGAUUUCUAUGAAAAUCAAUCUCACUUGCAAAGUUAA
Henningerozyma blattae CBS 6284 is the source of this 2163-nucleotide messenger RNA. RefSeq names its product DNA ligase (ATP) CDC9 (gene CDC9). The coding region runs from base 1 to 2163 and encodes 720 amino acids. The transcript has a single exon. The record is from RefSeq and is a predicted model, not a curated record. Gene Ontology annotation, molecular function: DNA binding; DNA ligase (ATP) activity; ATP binding. Lineage: Eukaryota; Fungi; Ascomycota; Saccharomycetes; Saccharomycetales; Saccharomycetaceae. Gene Ontology annotation, cellular component: mitochondrion; nucleus. Gene Ontology annotation, biological process: DNA repair; DNA recombination; DNA biosynthetic process.